GGACUUCACUUCCCAGCGUGCACUUCGUCGGAGCUUCCAAACAUGGCGGCCGGCUUGAGAGCGGCCUCUCGGCUCUCCCGAUGUCUCCGGGAUGCUGUGGGUGGGCGGAUGGCGGCUCCUCGCAGAGGGAUAGCCUCGGUGAUAGACCCCUCCAUUGGCCUGACUGAAGAACAGAAGGAAUUUCAGAAGGUGGCCUUUGAUUUUGCCUCCAAGGAGAUGUCUCCUAACAUGGCCUUGUGGGAUGAGAAGGAAAUUUUCCCGGUGGAAACCAUGCAGAAGGCGGCACAGCUUGGCUUCGGUGGGAUCUACACCAGUCCUGAUGUUGGUGGCUCUGGACUGUCACGUUUGGACACUUCUGUCAUUUUUGAGGCCCUGUCUACUGGUUGUGUCAGCACUACAGCGUACAUGAGCAUUCACAACAUGUGUGUCUGGAUGAUCGAUACUUUUGGAAAUGAAGAACAGAGACACCGAUUCUGUCCUCCCCUCUGCACCAUGGAGAAACUUGCAUCUUACUGUCUGACGGAGCCAGGCAGCGGAAGUGAUGCUGCGUCACUGCUGACAUCGGCGAAGAGAGACGGGGACCACUAUGUUCUGAAUGGUUCUAAGGCGUUCAUUAGCGGUGCUGGGGACACCGAUGUCUAUGUUGUGAUGUGUCGUACGGGGGGCAGCGGAUCCCGAGGAAUUUCCUGCCUAGUGGUGGAAAAGGGAACACCAGGCCUCAGCUUCGGCAAGAAAGAGAAAAAGGUGGGAUGGAACUCCCAGCCAACGCGAGCGGUGAUAUUCGAGGACUGCGCGGUCCCUGUAGAGAAUCGUCUGGGACAGGAGGGACAGGGCUUCGGGAUCGCAAUGAGGGGGCUGAAUGGAGGAAGGAUAAACAUUGCCUCCUGUUCUCUGGGGGCCGCCCAUGCCUCUGUCCUGCUCACCCGCGAUCACAUGAAUGUGAGAAAACAGUUUGGGGAGCCUCUGGCUAAUUACCAGUAUCUUCAGUUCCGACUGGCAGAGAUGGCGACACAACUGGUGACGGCGCGGCUUAUAGUGCGACACGCGGCGCAGGCGCUCCAAGAGGGGCAUGGCGAUGCGGCGACUCUCUGCGCUAUGGCAAAGCUGUAUGCCACCGAUGAGUGCUUUAAGGUCUGUAACCAGGCGCUCCAGAUGCACGGAGGAUACGGUUACUUGAAAGAUUACGCCGUUCAGCAGUACGUCCGAGACAUCCGCGUUCAUCAGAUCCUCGAGGGGACCAAUGAGGUGAUGCGGAUGAUCGUGGCCAGGAACCUUUUGCAGGGAUGAGACGGGGAAUUAUUGAGGACUUCUCUCCAUGAUGUGGUUCCUGACAUCACAGGGACUCUGCCUCAGGGGAUCAGACGAAAUCAUCACCAAACCCCUCCAUACAUGAUGACAGAAGAGGCAGGCCUGGGAUCUGGGGGCUUUUCUAUGGGUGUCGGACUUUGAUCGUAUUGAGGUGUAAUGGAAGUGGUUGUGUGGAUGGAUCCUGGAUGGCUAUAGGAUCCUGAGUAGAGAAAAGUAACGUCAUUGAGGCGCGAGGCGCGCCGCGCACCUGGGAGGUCUACUAAUCUGAACGUUGGUUGGACUCGUGAAACGGCCGCCUUCAGCUUCAUUAUAGUGUGUUGUGUUUUUUUUUUUUGGUGUGUAAAUGGACCGGGAUGUUUUUUUUUAUUGCUUCCUUCCUCUCUGAACAAAGCAAUUAAGCUCUGGUAUCAAAUAUAUAUUUAACUAAUUGGAUUGGAA
Rana temporaria (common frog) is the source of this 1746-nucleotide messenger RNA. It is a transcript of the gene ACAD8, whose product is annotated as acyl-CoA dehydrogenase family member 8. Gene Ontology annotation, molecular function: flavin adenine dinucleotide binding; acyl-CoA dehydrogenase activity. Bases 43 to 1287 code for a protein of 414 amino acids. Gene Ontology annotation, biological process: lipid metabolic process. The record is from RefSeq and is a predicted model, not a curated record. The transcript has 11 exons. NCBI's taxonomy places the organism in Eukaryota, Metazoa, Chordata, Amphibia, Anura, Ranidae.